UUUCAUGUUUUUUUUUUAAAUGGAAAAAUGAAAAUCAACCAAAAUGAGAACAAAGUUGUUUCUUUUUACAAAACACUUAUCGUGAUAUGUGUUGUUCUCCAGUCUUUACACGCAAAGAAUAAGCGAAUUAGCAACUCAAUCCCUCACAACACAACUGUCGCUAUAAAGUUUUAUGUUUCGCGCCAUAUUUCUGUUCUCUCACUUGCCGCUCGUCGCGCGCUCGUUUCUCCCGCCACGCCCGCCACCGCUAACCGCAGCCCCCCGCGUUCCCACCGCAAUUCCACUAUGGCGUCUACUACACAAAGGAGUGACGCGGUGGCGACGACCUUCCAGUUCGAGCGGUUGUCUGACCGCGCACGUUGCGUUACAACAUGGCGUUCGAAAUUGAUAAAACGCAAAUGUUGAUAGAGACAGUGAAAAAAUAUCCAAUGCUGUAUGAUAAUAUGCACGAGAAUUACAAAGAUAUGGGUACAAAGAAUAAAUUGUGGAAUACUAUAGCGGAAACUAUUCAAGACGGUGAUGGUGACAGCCUAAAGACGAAGUGGAAAAAUUUGCGAGACGCUUACAUCAAACACAUCAGAUGCAAUAAAUCGAACAAAACUAACGCUGGUGCAACGCCGAAGUUCAUCAGGCAUUACAAGGCUUGGCCGUGGGCUAAACAUAUGAGUUUUUUGCGGCCGUAUUUAAAGUAUGUUCAAUUGCGAUCACAUCCUCAAAAGAAAAAACUUGAUGCGAGCGAAUUGCAAAAAUAUCAAGUACAAGAGACGCUCAUUACUGAUGCAGGCUCAUCACAUCAAGAUAAUAUAAAUACAACCGAUUUACCUAUCAUGUACUCUCACCAACAAUUUACUCAUAAUCGACUGUCUGACCCAACAGAAUCGCAAGUAGACAAAGUUUUUGACUUUCUAAGUAAGAGGCAUACCGAUUAUGAUGACAUAGAUCUUAUUUUCUUGGGAUACGCUAAGACUGUGAAAAAAAUGUCAAAGAGUCGACAAGCCACAGUGAAGUUUCAUGUAGCAAAACUUAUCAUGGAAUCAGAACUUGAAGAAUUGGGUGAAACUACGGUCACUACAUUAGAUACAAAACCUUUUCAACAAGAUACAGAAAAUAACGGCUUUUAUUUUGCACAGGUUUAAUUAUUUCGUAUUGAUUUCUCUCCAUAUACAUCAAUACUUUUACAUUAAAUAAUUCAUUCUUCCACAUUUUUGGGACGACAAACCACAAUCGUCGAGAGCGAGUAUGAUUUCAUACUGGGACUUUUUAAGAUACUUAAAGAAAAUUUAUCGAAGUACAAUGUGGAAUAAAUAUAGGUGUCUUCCGCUUAGGUUUAUUCAAAUAAUACCUACUCGUAUAUAAUCCCUUUAGUUAAGUACGUACGCUUUAAGGUACAAGUCCGAACUGAACCGCAGACGAUAGCCCACAGCUGCAGUCUACAGGCGACCCUACAAGUUUCUAAAUUGAUUCCGAGCGUGGCGACAUGCCGCGGCUACACAAUUCACGGUCAGCCGCAGGCGCUACCCGCUGUGUCGCCUGCGGUUGUCGCCUGCAGCCCAUUGGAAUUGUACCUUUAAGCUAAUGAGGAAAAUAAUAAACAGUGUACCUUUAAUUUAUAUUAUUAUAAGUAAAUGUGCAUACAAGAUUAUUAUUUUAACAUUUAAAUAAAAACAUAACAAACAUG
This is a messenger RNA of Chilo suppressalis (striped riceborer), 1678 nucleotides long. Lineage: Eukaryota; Metazoa; Arthropoda; Insecta; Lepidoptera; Crambidae. The record is from the annotation of a GenBank genome assembly.